Molecule: messenger RNA, 510 nt
Organism: Colletotrichum fioriniae
Lineage: Eukaryota; Fungi; Ascomycota; Sordariomycetes; Glomerellales; Glomerellaceae
Source: RefSeq, a predicted model, not a curated record
AUGUCGGAUUUAUCGUACCUGCAGACUCGGUUCGAUGCGAUUGGGUCAGAGGGACCAGAUGCCAUCGCAUCUGAUGGGGCAAGGCUGGCACAGGAGAAGGAGAAGGAGCAAGAGCAGGAGCAAUAUGGCGGCAUUUUUAUGUCCAUGUCGCCACCCAUGACGCCCGAGAGCCACGCGACUGGAUCUUGGGAACCGUCAAGCGGUGAAAACAGCGAGAUGGAAAGGCCGCAUCUCGCUGCGGACGAGGAGAGUUUGAAGGCCGGGGGAACACCGAGGACACCGGGGACACUUUGCUUCGAUGGUCUUAUUGGUGGAAAUGGCGGCGAUGCUGUCGGUCUAUCCAUCUCUCCAGUGGCGCGGAACGCCAUUGUUGGUAUGAUCCUCGACAAUACAUCCCGUGCCAAUGCUGGUCCUGUACUGGCUGCUUUCCCUUCGGUAGGGGCGCUUGAUGCGCUUCUGGGGAUCAGCAGCAUCAUCAUGCACUUCUUCGAUGGCAGCGGCGAGGUAUAG